Molecule: messenger RNA, 977 nt
Organism: Cylicocyclus nassatus
Lineage: Eukaryota; Metazoa; Nematoda; Chromadorea; Rhabditida; Strongylidae
Source: the annotation of a GenBank genome assembly
AUGCAAUAUCACAAGCGGAGACAGAAUGGAGCGAAUGAGUCAGAGCAUCUUGGCUCUUACAUAAAUACACAAACAAAAGCUAUGUCUACCCUUCUCAUUUUUCCAUUAAUUAUUGCCUGCUCCUAUGCUAAAGCCAUCCUUCCGAAGCCACUUGUGGCUGCUGCCACAACCUACGCUUAUGCCGUGGACCUCGAUCGGCCUUUUACGGUUUCUACAUUCAUUUGUCUCAAGAAAUCUGGUUACUCUGCAGCCAUUAUAAGAGCGUAUGAUCCUGCAGAUAAUGGAAAAUUUGAUAUCAAUGCUGUUAGUAACAUCCGCAACGCUAAUAAAGCUGGUCUUGGAACAGAAGUGUUUAUGACACCAUUACCCGGUUCAAGCAAAAAGGGUGGAGAGCAGUUCAGAGAACUUUAUGAGGGGCUGAAGAAUGGAAAAAUUGAUGUGAAGAUGGUGUGGUUGCAGGUGACCUCGCCUGUUAACUGGGGACCCAACAGCCACGAAAAUAUCUACUUCCUCAAUGACAUCAUAACCAUGGCUAAGUAUUAUGGGGUCAGAAUUGGUUUCUACACAAGUGUUUACGACUGGAAUCAGAUCAUCAGGGGAGCUGCGGUUGAGGGAGCCAUGCUAUGGUACUGGAAUGUCAAUGGUGGAGGACCUAGCGGUGAGACACCAGCUAACUUUGACGAUUUCCGUCCAUUCGGUACGUUUACGAAGCCAACGAUGAAACAGUUUGGACAAAUGGAGCAAAUCUGCGGAGUCACAGUCAACAGGGACAUCUACUCAUUGGAGAAGUCAAAGCCCUUCCUUACCGAGCUGAAGGAAAAGCAGAACGAUGAACUAGUCCUAGGCAAAAAGUAGGACAUGCACUUACGUGAUUAUUAUCAGUUGCAUGAGGAAACAAAUGUGGAGAAAAGAAUCCCAAGGAAAAAAUGCUUUAUAGACAGUCAUAGUACACUAAAUAAAGAUGAUUUGCCCUUACA